Messenger RNA from Clupea harengus (Atlantic herring), 1211 nucleotides. RefSeq names its product small integral membrane protein 12 (gene smim12). Lineage: Eukaryota; Metazoa; Chordata; Actinopteri; Clupeiformes; Clupeidae. The record is from RefSeq and is a predicted model, not a curated record.
UAGCUAAGCGAUAUCAUAGAAACGCAUUAAGCGGUGUUGUUUCAAUGUGAUUUCAUAAAGUUAAUUGAAGUGUUUAAAGGGGCUGAACUCAACUUUGUUUUACUGUGACACCGGCAUGCUACCCUUGCAUGCCGACAUUACUGCAGUGAUAUAACGUGAGCCCAUAUUACAUUAGAUAACAAGCUAGCUAGGAUAGCUUUAGUUACCAGUCUGCAACCAUGUGGCCCAUUCUCUGGACUGCCAUGCGUUCAUACGCGCCCUACGUGACCUUCCCGGUGGCUCUUGUGGUCGGGGCAGUGGGCUAUCAGCUAGAGUGGUUCAUCCGGGGAACCCCUUCUACUCACCAGGAGGAGAGGGGCGUUUUUGAAGUCCGGGAGGAACGCAGACUAACGGAGCAAGCUGGUCUGGACAGUACCGAGGUCAUUAGCCUGAAGGACAAGGUUGAGUUCACCCCAAGGGCGGUGCUUGAAAGAAACAGACCGGUGAAGAGUUGAGGAGGGGCUGUGGGAACUUUCAGCUUCCGUUGACUCCAAGGUGAACUUUGGCAUCUUUUCAAUCACGCUUCUCAUUCAAGAACAGGAUCCAACUGUAUCCGGGUUCGAAUUGUGAGACUGGAACAUUACACCGGGAGUAGAAGUUGGAAUCUCAUAUUUAAAAAUGCUGUUUUGUGAAAUAUUACCAAGAUUAUCCUGUUUUAUGGAAACUGCGCACAAUCAGACUGGAGUUACUCACACAUACACACACACACACACACACCUACUUACCUACCUGUCAGGCGAAUAACCACAUUCUCAUCUGAAACUUUAACACGAUAUUUGACAGUGAAUGUACGGUUUGGGGACGUUUAGCUCCUGUGGCCAUUGGGUGGUGGUGUUGCACAUGUUCCUGCCUCUCGGCCACCAGGCCUCAGGUGUGUGACCUGUAGGCAUAUCAUUGUGUGGGAUGGAUAGGAUCGAUCAAUGGAUGAUGACCCCACCGGUAUUAAAACUACGAAAAGAGGCCUUGACCCGAGAGGAGUGGGAGGGGAGGCUGCCAUGGUAUUAGGGGAAUACUCCAGAAAUGAGUGCUGAGGACUGGUGGUUCCAUGGUACAGUUACACUGACAGCGUUGUCCUUUUGAGUGCCUGCAGAAAGUGUCUAUAUUUUUAGUCAGAAACGUAAUAUGUCAUGUGUAUGAAACUGAAACUCACAAGUAAAGUGUUUGUUCCAGCA